AGGUUCGGACAGCAUUUAAGAUCCUUUGCUUGGGAAAGCCGUUGGAAUACCCAGCCUUGGUCCUCCUCUUUCACUUUUCCUUUCCAUCCCUUUCAUUUGAAUUUCAAUCCCGUAUGCACUCUUCCAGAAACCUACCAUCAAUUUCUCUCAGAGAGAGAGAGAGAGAGAGAGAGAGAGAGAGAGUGGUUGGCGUUUUGCUCGAUCUGGCAUGUGAAUGUUUUAAAAAUUUCACAAUUCUUGAUCAUACAUACGCCUGAAUUCUGGGCGUAGUGAUUCUUCACUUUCCAGUCACACUCUCACAGACUACAAACCCUAGAAAUUCACUCUAUGUCCUCGCAUUUCCUUUUCUGUAAAAUUUUACUUGCUUCCUCUUUUAUCUUAUUUAUCUAGGGUUUAGUUAUAUUUAAAGAGCUACCAGGGUUUGCGAUUUCGACUAUAUUUCUUAGUUACGCAAUAUCUUGAAGUCAAUUAGGGUUCAGAGGCGUAAUAGGUAAAAUGAGGGGGGAGAAAGUGGUGAAAAGAUCGUCCUUUGGAAGCAUAGUGAGGAAGAGGCUUUCUGACAUUACCAAUUCGCAGUCGCAGCCCAAAUUACAUAAACAAGAUGAAAUGCCACCGGUGAUUUCCUCAUCGGAAAAAGACUAUAUUGACCAGCUUCUCAAGGAAAACAUGGCACUGAUGAAACUUCUAGAGGACAGAGAUAAACUUCUUGAAUUGAGUGGAGCUGAGUUGCAGAAACAGAGAAUUACUUUGCAGAAAAUGCAGCUGCAGAAUUGGAGCCUAGCUCAAUCCAACAGCCACAUUUUAGCGGAACUUAAUUUGGGUAGAGAGAAGCUAAAGGCACUGCAACAUGAGCUCAUCUGCAAGGAUGCUUUGCUUAAAGCAAAGAAUUUGGAACUGGAGGAAAAAGAGAAGACUAAUUGUCUGAAGACUGUUUCUCAGGGAGAAAAGGAGGCAGCAAGGGAAUCUUUAGGUCAAGCUAACAAUGAUAUUAAGCCUCAUAAGCCCAACCGAAGGCGCUCCACUAGAAGCCGAUCUAUGAGCCCUUCUGCUUCCCAGCAUGUUUCUCGAAAGGAGAGAAUUGAAAACAAAAGGCCUUGUUUGAGAAGGCAAUCUGCUAGGUUUGAAUCCCAACAGCACGAACCUUCAGAAAAAUUGUUUGAGAUAGAAGAUGUUAAAUUUCCAGCUGGUCAUCAAAUUAAGAAUGCAAUGCACAAAGAUGGAUCUACACAGCUGGGUUCAUCAAUCAAGAAAGAAGAGAGGGACAAAAGUUGUGCACGAAGAUCGGAAACUAGAGAAUCACAAAGAUCUUCCAUUGGAAGACCGUUGCGCCAAGCAGUUGGGAAGGUUCAAUCUUACAAGGAAAUUCCAGUUAAUAUUAAAAUGCGAAGAUCGGAGUGACUGGAAUUUCUGCUCUACUUAUCCUGUGUAUUAUUGAGGAUCACGUGAUGUUUGUAGAUUGUUGACUCUUUUUUUCCCUUAUUGAGAUUUCUUUUAAAUUCUUUUGUAAGCGUGCAAUUAAUUUAUUUUUUGUGUAAUAUGUUUGAUGGGUUCUUUGUGAAGAGGAUCUAAGGUAUAUUGUUUUAAGAAUGCCACAUAUUGUUCA
This is a messenger RNA of Malania oleifera, 1603 nucleotides long. Its product is annotated as SHUGOSHIN 2. Gene Ontology annotation, cellular component: chromosome, centromeric region; nucleus. NCBI's taxonomy places the organism in Eukaryota, Viridiplantae, Streptophyta, Magnoliopsida, Santalales, Ximeniaceae. Bases 496 to 1398 code for a protein of 300 amino acids. The record is from RefSeq and is a predicted model, not a curated record. Gene Ontology annotation, biological process: maintenance of meiotic sister chromatid cohesion; meiotic sister chromatid segregation. The transcript has 9 exons.